Molecule: messenger RNA, 798 nt
Organism: Saccoglossus kowalevskii
Lineage: Eukaryota; Metazoa; Hemichordata; Enteropneusta; Harrimaniidae
Product: CB1 cannabinoid receptor-interacting protein 1-like
Biological process (GO): negative regulation of signaling receptor activity
Cellular component (GO): plasma membrane
Molecular function (GO): type 1 cannabinoid receptor binding
Source: RefSeq, a predicted model, not a curated record
CAGCGACAGUAAAAUUAGAUGCUCGUCAGAUUGAAGUGUCAAGUCGACCAAGAGGACUGUCUGAACUCACAUACCAAGAAAUCUGUCAUUGCUGUUUCUAAACUUCUUUGUCGACGAACGAAACAAGAACGUUGAGAAACUCGCAUAUCUACGCAUGACGCAACUCUAGCUUUCGGCAGACGACUGAUGCGUAACUAACCAUGAUAAAGACUGACGACUUCCGAGUUUAUAUGUACAUCAACAGAGGCGAAGAUGAUUCAGGGGAUCACCCCGUGUACUGGAAACAUGACGGACAGCGCUUCGCCUACAACAAAACUGUCAAACUUAACACGGAUACAAAAUAUACGGUGAAAUUUGUGUUGCAGCCAGCAUUAUAUCCAUUAUCUCUGUCCAUUGGAGGCAACGAGUUGAAAUUGGAAAAAAAGAAAGAAGUAGCAAUUGUUAAUGAUUAUAUUGCCAAAUUUAAUACAAUUGAUAUGCCAGUAACAGAAAAAGGAUCAAGGAAAGAACUACAAAUAAUUAUGCAUAUUGAAGACAAAGGCGUAUUUAAUGGAUGCAUCCAGACUAAGAUAUACAAGACAACUGACAAACGACAUGCAAGAUGGGGAGAAGAAUUACACCAUAUAGAAUGGGAGUGCAUGCCAAAUGAAGAAAAAGCUGGAUUUGUGACUGUGACCAAAGAAAGCUUCCGAUGACAUUAUCUACAGUUAAACUAGCACGUGGGAACAGAUGUGAUCUUUGAAAUGUUUACUGAAUCACCCAGCUACAAACUUUAUUUAAUUUCUCAAUAUUACACAC